Messenger RNA from Guyanagaster necrorhizus, 1014 nucleotides. RefSeq lists its product as uncharacterized. The transcript has 7 exons. NCBI's taxonomy places the organism in Eukaryota, Fungi, Basidiomycota, Agaricomycetes, Agaricales, Physalacriaceae. The coding region runs from base 1 to 1014 and encodes 337 amino acids. The record is from RefSeq and is a predicted model, not a curated record.
AUGGCCUUUUCUAUCGAGGCUGCCGAAUUCAUCGCUAUUAUAGUCGAAUCCGUUCUAUACGGUUUUGCUGCUUUGCUUAUUUUCAUUACACUUUGGGCUCUAACCCAUGAGCGGAACGACCGCCAACGUUCUACAGUAACGCUUGUAGGUGUAUGCGCCUUGGGAAUUCUCAGUACUCUUCAUGUCAUUGCAGAUGGAAUCUACGUGUAUCAAGGAUUCAUUAUUUCGAAAGGCGAUCACAUCUACUUCCUUGACAGCACCAGAUUCACUUUCAAGAACUCGGUGUACUAUUUGGAGACUCUCCUGGCUGACGGCAUUCUUAUUUAUCGUUGCUAUAUUGUCUGGCAAAACGCCUUGAUUAUUGCUUUCCCGAUUCUCGGCUGGAUUGGAACCGUUGUGGCGGGAGCCCACACCAUCUGGUCCAUAGCAAGAGAGACCGGAACAAUUAAUAAAGACGCAAUAUUUGUCCACCAGACUCAACAAUGGGUAGUGUCUUUCUACUCUAUCGCUUUGGCGACCAACAUAUCAGCGACGUCCAUUUUGGCGACAAAGUUGUGGAUAGCCCACCGGCGUGCCGUUAAGUACUUCGCUACUACGUCCACGCAUACUUCAAGGAGCUCUUUCUAUCCCAUCAUUCUGGUGAUCCUCGAAUGCGGCGCAUUAUAUUCUCUAGCGCUCAUUUCCAUGCUGGUAAUCUAUCUGCGGCAGUCAAAUGCCGCGUACCUUGUUGUCGACCUGAUUGGUCAAAUCAUUCCAAUUACGUUCUCCGUCAUCCUACUACGAGCGGCACUAGCCCGGUAUCAAAAAUACGACCACCAGCACAACGUCUUGAGUCAUCUGGAUUUCGCGGCCAUUGUUCGGACGGAACCUCAGUCAAGUUCUGCCGGGACUCUGAAAGUCGGAAUAAGAUCGUACCAAGAGAGCGACGAAGACCGAGUACAGAUCAGCAGUAGCCGAGGCCAAGAUAUAGACCCGACGGGGAGUAGCCACCUGAAGAGGAACGAGGAUGUUUGA